This is a messenger RNA of Pseudocercospora fijiensis CIRAD86, 954 nucleotides long. RefSeq lists its product as uncharacterized. The transcript has 4 exons. The record is from RefSeq and is a predicted model, not a curated record. Bases 1 to 954 code for a protein of 317 amino acids. NCBI's taxonomy places the organism in Eukaryota, Fungi, Ascomycota, Dothideomycetes, Mycosphaerellales, Mycosphaerellaceae.
AUGUGCAUCGUUGAGACGCAGACCAAGAUCUUCUCAGAAGGCCAAAGAGAAAGCACCAGGAUUGCGAAGCGUUGUCACAGAGCACCAGUUGACGGCAUCUGUGACAUCGUUGAAUACAAACAUCUCAGUCCCCAAGAUUCCGGGAUCGACCUGCCACUACGGGAUUCCUCGAAGACAGACACACGUCAUCGAGCCGACUCGACUCUUCAGGAUUCGUAUCGACAGAGUCGGGAAGAGCGUGAUGCACAAAUGCUGAGGGACCAGCUUGCCAAAUCCGAGCGCAAGCGCAUCUCAGCAAAAGAUGACUUGCGUCCAUCUAUUGAUGACGAUACGCUACGAGAGUCUUCCAAUGAGAGGAGACGUCGCAUUCGACGCGAGACUCAGGCUGCCCUUGAAGGAGCACAAGAGGCCGAUAAACGAAGGUCUCAAAUCGAAAACGAUCGCAAGCUGGCUGCCGAGUUCCAGCAGAUCGAGAAGGAGAAGCUCAAAAAGAAAGCUCGGGACAGUGCUAGCUAUACCCCAAAUCCAUUCGAGCCCUCCAGCCCAGCUUCUUCAUCGCGAUCGAUGGAAAAAAACACAUGCGAAUACCCGACGUCGCCAAUCCAACAACGCCGGCCUCUACCUUCUGCCAGGCAGAUGACUGAUACCACUGGAGGCGCUCAUUUGUCAACUCGCACUCCGCGAUAUGGCAAUGUCCAAGUGCACAAUCCUCCUCCUCCUCCUCCUCCUCUUCCGCCGGCGAGAAUGGAUCCUUUGGCGGAACGUGGUGAUCGUGUUAUUCAACGAGAGCAGAUGCGUGCUGUUGAAGACGAGACAAGAAGGAUGAAUGAUAUGCUUGAGAGAACGAAUCUGAGAGAUCAAAUGGAGGGUGAUGGAUUUGAUGAAGUGUUGGAGUCUGGCAGUCAGCGUUAUGAGGGUGGUGCCUCCGAAGUCCUACGUAGUAAUAGUAAUUAG